UUAUAGAUUUGUGGAAAAUAACAAAUUUAAAAGACAAAUUGUUUGGGAUCCUGGUGUGAAGAAUGUUCUGGUAGAACUUUGAACGAUUUAUCACUUGUAAAACUCUCAAACAGUAAGUGUUUAAGAGUUAUGUAUGUAUGUGUGUGUGUGUGUGUGUGUGUGUGUGUGUGUGUGUGUGUGUGUGUGUGUGUGUGUGUGUGUGUGUGUGUGUGUGUGUGUGUGUGUGUUUGUGUGUGUGUGUGUGUGUGUGUGUGUGUGUGUGUGUGUGUGUGAUUGUGUGUGUGUGUGUGUGUGUGUUUCGAGUUGUAUAUAAAUGUGUGUGUGUGUGUGUGUGUGUGUGUGUGUGUGUGUGUGUGUGUGUGUGUGUGUGUGUGUGUGUGUGUGUGUGUGUGUGUGUGUGUGUGUUUCUGUGCGUGUGCGUGUGUGUGUUUGCGUGUGUGAGCCACAACUCGAUGUACACACCUUAUUUGACCCUGGCUUUUUCUGCAGUGUCUAUCUCUUGCCAAGUCUGCAGCCUGUGCGUCAUAUGCUCUGCUCUAUUGUGUAGCUUCAAGAACAGCUUUCAUUGUGUAGUUUUUGCCAUCCAGCAAUGAAAAAUCAAUUAGGAACCGACCAAUGUAUUAAUUAUUUUUGGUCUCAGGCCCCUUUGUCUGUGUCUAAAAAGUUUUGACACUCAAAAGCUUGGAUUUCAACACUUUUAUAUACAAUACUCAAUUAUGCUGCCUGUCCAUGUUUGUUAUUUUCCAAGCACAGAAAACCAGACACCCACACACAGAGACACAAACACAAAAACACAGUUUUCUAUAUAUUACUUGUGUGGAUCUGUUUGCACAAAGUGUAUUCUGGGAAAGAGAAAGCUCUUGUGUUUAUGCUGUUGAAUGUGUGUGUUACUUAAAAAAAUCCACUUGCAUGUCCGCCGAUCAGGUUAAUCCUUCCCUGGUGGAAAGGAAUGAACUCUGAACUCAACUUGCACUAGACCAUGUCAUAAUCUUAGUGUAAUGAGCUUAGUCUUUCACUUUAAACUCCCACACCCAACCCUGUCCUUGGUAGGUCUCCAGGAAGAAGAGACCAAAAGGAUAUCAAAGGCUUUCGAGUGUUGUCUUGGAAGUCAUAGAGAUCUAUAGGUUUUGACUUGAGUCUGCCUUCUAGUUCUCAGGAGAAUCACUGUUUUAUGCUUCUGUUCCAUUUUUCACGCCAACCCUACCCUACCCUCUUUACCAGAUGUAUUCCAGGAGCAGCGAACAGGGACCUCUUAUGGAUUCCCCAACAUCCCCAUCUCUGUUGAACAGACACUCUGUAAAGGUUGAUUUGAUGCCAGAGAAGAAAGGACUACCCUUCCUCAAACAUGUGCAAUAUGAAAUCACAACAAAGCGCUACAGACUACCCGUACACAGGAGCUAUAACGACUUCGAUGUGUUCCGCACACUGCUGAUCCAGAGGUUCCCCUACAGGAUGGUCUCCCAGCUGCCCCCAAAGAGGAUGCUUAAGGGGGUGCUGUCCUCCCAGUCGGAGGAAGACUUCAUUGAGUGCCGGCGACGGGGUUUGGAGAGGUUCAUCGCGCUUAUCAUGCAGCACCCUUUCAUGAGUAAGGACGCCAUGGUGGACAUCUUCCUCUGUGCCAGCGCAGAGGAUGUGAAGAAGAAACUGAGAGAAUCCUUCAAAAACCUAGGGGAUGAGUUCUUGACCAAUUGGAGCGCAUGCCAGGCCAAGGACUACUUACCUUCUGACGUUGAAGAUCAGGUGGCCUCGUGUCGUGAAUUCAUAGGGAACAUUGAGUCCAGUUUCCAACACCUGAGGGACAAGAUGGAAAGAAUGACACAAAGGUCCAAUGAACACGCAACAGAUCUGCAGCUCUUCUCCCAUGAACUGGGGUACGAUGGGCCAGAGAGUAUGCUGGGUCACUGUCUGGGGCCGAAGCAGGAGCAUGUCCAGAGAGUGUGGAGCACACAGAGACAGUGUCUGAGACGAAUGUCAAAGGAGUUCACGACACUGGUCACUAAAGCAGAACAAAAGGAAAGCCUGAAGGAGAUGGACGUGUUGGACAUACUGAACAUGUUCGUGGACCUGCUUCAUGCCUACAAGGAACUGUGGGAUCGCCAUGAGCACAGCAUGUUUAUAGAGCACCAGAAAGCUCUCCUGCAGAAUUCUACAUCUAAUCUCCGCCACGGAGCCACGACAGCCAGCAGCCUGGCAUUCUCCGACAUCCUCGGAGUUCAGCAGUUGGAGUCAAACCUCACUAAGCAGGAGAAUGCAAUCGUCACCAUGGAGUUGAGGAACGACUUCUCGCUGCUGUGUCUUUACCAGGAGACACAGCUCUUCCUCGGACACCUGCCUCUGGUCACACAGAUACUGGCCGGCUUUAUACGCACUCAGGGACAGGUUCACGCUGAGAUGGGGGCGCUGUGGUCUGAACUGGGUUUCAAGCUGACAAGCCUAAGGGAGCCUUCCUGCAGCCCGGACCCCGAGCCAGAUGAGAUCCUCUCACCUUCCUCCUCCUCGGAACUUUGCUCUGUUAGUCUCGCAUCCAGCUCUGGGUUUCUGGUCCCGUCCAUCCAUGGAGACCCCUCGAUCAACCCGAGUCGCCCCAGUUCUUGCCCUAGCACCCAAGUCAAACAGAUCCCCCAUCCUUCCCCACAGAACAGGCCCCAGCACCGAUGAGCUCCUCUGAAGAACAAACUUUUCUUUUCUUUUCUUUUUUACCUUGUGUGCGUAAAUCACCAUUAUUUGAAACUAUAACAUGUCAACUCUGAUUUUAACCACUAGAUGUCACUGUUUGCAAUCCAUUACUAAAAAAAAAAGUAUUAUGCAAAAUGAUUGAUUUCGGAAAAGUACUAUUUCACAUUAUUUAAAGGCCCAAUAUGUAUGAUUUCGGCAUUAAAAAAUUAUGUAAAAACGACUAGACGUCUGUUAUAUAUAUUUAUUUUUAUGUAGACUACUUACAUGAUCCCAAAUGUUUCAAUUGCUAAACUCAGGAAAUCCAUACUUUUAAAAUGGAAACGUCCGUGCAUUUUUGUCCAGUCUUAACGGCGUAAUUUCCCCUCAACUACUAGCAUUCGGGAAAUACGAGAAACACAGAGUCAGAAAGAAAGUCGGCAAACUAGAUAGCUAUCCAUUCUAUUGUUAUUUUCAUGAUAUUGUUUUAUUGCUCCCUCUUGAUGGAAUACGAUUAUUCAGUCGUCAGGUUUGUAGGCCUUAUAAAAAUGCUGUCAUGAAUCCAGUGUGAUUGCCAUUCGGGUCUGGUUAUUGGUCAUCCUGCCGUGCCGUCCCUCUUCCUCUAUACCCACCGGUCUUCCUCUUGCCGCGCCGCUUGCUCAUCCUGUCCCUUUCCCUUUUCCUGUGGCCGUCCUUAUUCUGUUUCCUUGUGAUAGGUCUUGCCCCCUGUGGACUCAAGGCGUCCUCAACAGUUCAGUUGACAUUGAUA
Gadus macrocephalus (Pacific cod) is the source of this 3421-nucleotide messenger RNA. Its product is annotated as sorting nexin-8-like. The transcript is spliced from 13 exons. Gene Ontology annotation, molecular function: phosphatidylinositol binding. Gene Ontology annotation, biological process: retrograde transport, endosome to Golgi. Bases 1222 to 2658 code for a protein of 478 amino acids. NCBI's taxonomy places the organism in Eukaryota, Metazoa, Chordata, Actinopteri, Gadiformes, Gadidae. The record is from RefSeq and is a predicted model, not a curated record.